UUCGAACGCGGCCAUACCAAUUUUCCCGCGCGUUGAUGGCGCCUCUUACGGAUUUGAUAUAAAACUUUUGUGCGUCAUGUAGAUUGUUGGUUAUUCAAGACGUGUUUGUUUCAUAAAAAUAUUUAGUUUUAAGACAGUGUUAUCAAUAAAGGUUAAGGAAGUGAUUUUUGUAACAUCGUUUUAUGAAGGACUUACCUCCUUAGUUUAAUUUAUUCAUUAUGAAGCAUAGCCAAAAUGAAAAAACAAGUAAAAAUGGUUAUCAAUCUGAAGACGACAAUGUAAGAUACAAGAUAAAUAGACAAUACUUUAAUAAUGUGAAAUCUUCCAAAGUCACUAAAAAGACAUUAAAAUGUGAUGAUGAAGACAAUGUUAGAUAUAAACUUCCUCCAGCCUCAGCUGUCCAAAAAAUAAAAAUAAUAGAGAAAAAACAGAAACCAAAACCCAAAAUCAAAGUAAACUUCUGGAGUACAAAGCAACCUGGAAGCAGAUUGAAAAAACCAGAUGCUUUCAAGGAGAACAACAAUCGAAGACACACUGUUGGAGAUGCAACCGACUCUAGUAAACCAAAACCAUCACUAAAAGUUUGCAAACGGGUUUCAUUUCUUCCAUCACCAGUAUUUACAGAAAACCAUAUACCUAUGGUCACUGUACCCGACGACCUUACUAUACAGUUGAAUGAAGAAGAAGCAAAUGAUUUGAGGGAAGACUUGAACUUUGCAUUUGUGAAUAGUCUUGAAUCAGAAUCAAAAUUAGAUAAGAAAUCUAAAACAUCAAUGACACAAACUAGUCCAAAAGGUGCUAAACGUAAACGAUCUGAAGACUUUGAUACUAGAUCUCAUAAUAAUGAAAAUGAAUUAGAAUUUUUUUCCAAAUAUGUCGUACAAAAGCUAAGAAGAAUGGAGACGAACCAACGCAUAUACUCCGAAAACCUUAUUAACACUGUCCUUAUGUUGGGUCAGCUCGGUAAACUAAAUGGAAAAUCCAAAAUAUUAGAAGCAUAGUUGAUAUUAAAUUAAAAGAUAAUAUUAAAAAAUUUUUUUAUUGCUCCAUUUGUAUAUUGGAGUUUAAGUACAUUAUUACAUGACUGUUAUUUAAUAGCUAAUUUUACUGAAAUAUACUGAAAUUAGGUUUAAACUUUAAAAUGUUGGUUAUAGGAAAAUUUUUUUUUUGUUUGGUCAAUGUAACUAUCCAGUUCUAUUCCAUUAUAUUUCUAUGUAUUUGUUUAUUGGAAUGAUUGUUAUAUAUUUAAAACAGUUCUAUAUAUACAUAUAUGUAUACAUGUGUUUAUUGUUAUAUAUUUUUGAUAAAGGUCUUAAUAGGCCGGUUAUAGAAGAUAUAAAUGUUUCUGUGAUGUUUUUGCAUGCAUAAUAUUAAGUAUAGUCAAGAAUUAUAGUUGAAGCUAGUUUGUGAUUUCAACGCACAUUAUUUAGGAUAUAUUAAUAUAUGUCUUAUUUAUAUUGAAUUUGUACAUUUUCAUUAUAAUUAUAGCAAAGUAAAAUUAAUUGUUUGAGAAAUGUUAAUUUUGUAAAGUACUCUAAUGGAUGUUGCUUUAUAAAAAAUAUAUUUAAAUUCAUUAUAUAUUAGUAACAGUUAGACAAGGAUAAUGUAAUUAUAGUUACACUAAUUUAUUUUCAUUGUACUGGCUUUAUUUCUUAAUUCAUUUUGAGUACUGUAUUAAUUUUCUCUAAACUUUAAUUAACUUGGACGUUAUUGUAUCAAAUGUGAUGCUUUAUUUAUUUCUUUUUUAGUUUUUGAGGUUUAAAGAAGGUUUAAUGAGAUGCUGUAAUAAUUUUUGAGUGUGACAACUUUGCAACAAGCUCAAUGGUUUGAAUAAAUUAUGGAUAGUUUUUGGUUAUAUAUUUUUAUUUGUAUUUAAUUGUUGUAUGGAAGUUGAGUGCCUUACUAAUAAAUACUUCUAAAUUGA
Molecule: messenger RNA, 1924 nt
Organism: Danaus plexippus (monarch butterfly)
Lineage: Eukaryota; Metazoa; Arthropoda; Insecta; Lepidoptera; Nymphalidae
Exons: 2
Coding region: 219-1001 (260 amino acids)
Source: RefSeq, a predicted model, not a curated record